Messenger RNA from Rhopalosiphum padi (bird cherry-oat aphid), 6601 nucleotides. It is a transcript of the gene AP-2alpha, whose product is annotated as AP-2 complex subunit alpha. The transcript has 20 exons. Gene Ontology annotation, cellular component: AP-2 adaptor complex; membrane coat. Gene Ontology annotation, biological process: clathrin-dependent endocytosis; intracellular protein transport. NCBI's taxonomy places the organism in Eukaryota, Metazoa, Arthropoda, Insecta, Hemiptera, Aphididae. The record is from RefSeq and is a predicted model, not a curated record. Gene Ontology annotation, molecular function: clathrin-cargo adaptor activity. The coding region runs from base 451 to 3291 and encodes 946 amino acids.
UCCUGGAGUGGACAGGAAGGGAGUAGUAGGACGUUGACGACGUCUACGGGUUACGACUACGAUUACGACUACGCCGACUACGGCAGUACUGUACUGUACAUUAUUAUUACGGUCUACGAUUACGGAGAUCAAAUAAAACUCGGGAGGAGGUGCAGACGACGACGAACGCUUUCUGUGCUAAAAUCCGCCGUCAUGUCUACUGAAGCCACUGUUGCGCACUGAUACCCCAUCAGCCCCGACCGGUCAGAGCGUCUAGUCCGAACACAGCAGAGAGCCGGUGGCUGAACCGUUGUCGGUGUGAUUUGCGACUUGUUUCUUGAAUGACUUCGUCACACUACUACCGCCAGGUACCUGUACGCAAAAGUCUCAGUCCCCUGUCCAUCAUAUUCAUGGUUUUGACAAACUAGAUGUAAAGUACACUGUCAAACACUUUUUUCCACGACCGUAAUCAUGCCCGCCGUCAGAGGAGAUGGUAUGCGGGGAUUGGCUGUAUUCAUUUCAGACAUCAGAAAUUGUAAAAGUAAAGAGGCUGAAAUAAAGAGAAUCAAUAAAGAAUUAGCCAAUAUUAGGAGUAAGUUUAAAGGUGACAAGACAUUAGACGGAUAUCAAAAAAAGAAAUAUGUUUGCAAGCUCUUAUUCAUAUUUCUGCUUGGCCAUGAUAUUGAUUUUGGCCAUAUGGAAGCUGUCAACUUAUUAUCUUCUAAUAAAUAUUCUGAAAAACAAAUUGGUUACUUGUUUAUUUCAGUAUUAGUAAAUACUAAUAGUGACUUGAUCAAACUUAUUAAUCAAAGUAUUAAAAAUGAUCUGCAAUCUCGGAAUUCUAUCCAUGUAAAUUUAGCUAUGCAGUGUAUUGCAAAUAUUGGCAGUAGAGAUAUGGCUGAAGCAUUUGGUUAUGAUAUACCAAAACUGUUGGUAUCAGGAGAUACAAUGGAUGUGGUCAAACAAUCAGCAGCAUUAUGUUUUCUACGACUUUUACGUACUAACCCUGAUGUCAUACCCAUAGAUUCAAAUGGUGCCAGUGAGUGGACAUCAAGAAUUGUUCAUUUGUUAAAUGAUCAACAUUUGGGAGUAGUCACAGCUGCUGUUUCUCUUAUUGAUGCACUUGUAAAACGAAAUCCAAAAGAAUAUAAAGCUUGUGUUAGUUUUGCAGUUUCAAGGCUUUCCAGGAUUGUGACUGCUAGUUAUACAGAUCUUCAAGAUUAUACUUAUUAUUUUGUCCCAGCUCCAUGGUUGUCUGUUAAAUUACUUAGACUUUUACAAAAUUAUUCAACCCCAGAAGAUGCAGGUGUGAGAGUUAGGUUGAAUGAGUGUUUGGAGGCUAUUUUGAACAAAGCUCAAGAUGCUCCAAAAUCAAAGAAAGUGCAACAUUCCAAUGCUAAAAAUGCUGUACUAUUUGAAGCUAUUAGUUUGAUUAUUCAUAACGACAGUGAACCAAAUUUACUUGUGAGAGCUUGUAACCAACUGGGUCAAUUUUUAUCUAACCGAGAAACAAACCUAAGAUAUUUAGCUUUGGAAUCCAUGUGUCUUCUAGCUAAUUCUGAGUUUUCACACGAAGCUGUUAAAAAACACCAAGAAGUUGUUAUAUUGUCUAUGAAAAUGGAAAAAGAUGUUUCAGUUAGACAACAAGCUGUUGACUUACUUUAUGCUAUGUGCGACAAGUCAAAUUCUGAGGAAAUUGUUCAGGAAAUGUUGAAUUAUUUAGAAACUGCUGAUUAUUCAAUAAGAGAAGAAAUGGUAUUGAAGGUGGCUAUAUUAGCUGAAAAAUAUGCAACUGAUUACACGUGGUAUGUGGAUGUGAUACUUAAUUUAAUUAGGAUAGCAGGAGAUUAUGUAUCUGAAGAGGUUUGGUAUCGUGUUAUUCAAAUUGUAAUUAAUAGAGAUGAUGUACAAGGUUAUGCUGCCAAAACUGUCUUUGAGGCAUUACAAGCACCUGCUUGUCACGAGAAUAUGGUGAAAGUUGGUGGUUAUAUCCUUGGAGAGUUUGGCAAUUUGAUUGCUGGUGAUACUCGAUCUGCACCAAACGUCCAGUUUCAGUUAUUACAUUCCAAGUAUCAUUUAUGUUCACCAAUGACUCGAGCAUUAUUACUGUCAACAUAUGUAAAAUUCAUUAACUUGUUCCCUGAAGUGAAAACUACAAUCCAGGAAAUACUUAAACAAGACAGUAAUUUACGAAGUGCUGAUGCUGAACUUCAACAACGAGCAUCUGAGUAUUUACAACUAUCUAAAAUUGUAUCAACUGAUGUUUUGGCAACAGUUUUGGAAGAGAUGCCAUCUUUUCCAGAACGCGAAUCAUCAAUAUUGGCUGUCUUAAAAAAGAAAAAACCAGGUCGAGUGCCAGAAACUGAAACAUUAGAAAACCAUAGUCCUCAACCUUCUCCGAUAAAUCAUCAAAAUAAUCAUGUUAAUAAUCAUACCAAUUCCAAUAGCAAUUCUGCUGAUCUGCUAGGUUUAUCAACACCAGUAGCAUCUAGUACACAUACAAGUAACGCAAAUGUUUUGGUCGAUGUCUUGGGAGAUUUAUAUGGUGGCGGAGGAUCAACAGGUUCAAACUCAUUAAAUGCCAGUCAAAAUAAUUAUAACCCCAAAAAAUUCAUUUGUAAAAAUAAUGGAGUACUGUUUGAAAGUGAAUUAAUUCAAGUUGGUGUGAAAUGUGAGUUUAAAAGAAAUUUGGGACGUUUAGGUCUGUUUUAUGGCAACAAAACUACAAUUCCACUACAGAAUUUUUCCACAGUAUUAUCUAGUCCACAUCUCUGGGUCACUAAAUUGGCUAUACAAAUUAAACCUAUUGAGCCAGUUCUGGAAGCUGGAGCUCAAAUACAACAAUUGGCUAUUAUUGAGUGUGUAGAAGAAUAUGCGGACACACCUGUUAUAAAUGUUUCAUUUGUAUACAAUGGUGUACCUCAAAAUGUUUCCGUUAAGCUGCCAGUGACUUUGAAUAAGUUUUUUGAACCAACUGAAAUGAAUAGUGAGUCUUUCUUUGCUCGGUGGAAGAAUCUAGGCAGUAAUCAUGAUCCUCAAAAGUCACAGAAAAUCUUCAAAGCAUCACAGCCAAUGGAUCAAGUUUCAACAAGAACCAAACUAUCUGGAUUUGGUAUGCAAUUACUAGAUGGCAUUGAUCCAAAUCCUGACAAUUUUGUUUGUGCUGGUAUUGUUCACACAAAAACACAACAGAUUGGAUGUUUGCUACGUCUAGAACCAAAUAAACAAGCUCAGAUGUAUCGUUUGACAGUAAGGUCCAGCAAAGAACCUGUGUCCAUUGAAAUUUGUGAUCUUUUGGCUGACCAGUUUUGAAAUUCUGGUAAUAGUUAAUAGUUGUGUGAAAACACCAUGGAAUAUUGAAUAUUUUUUUUUUGUUUGUGAUUUUGAAUUAUUGUUUUACAUGUAUUAUGCACGCACACACUAGACAUAUGUACACAUACAAAUCUAAAAUCAUCUGUGAAUAAACCUAAAAUAAAACGUUCUAAGUCUGAGAUCGUAUAGUUUAUUUUAUUAUUAUUUUUAUGUAAUUUAUUGAAUUGUUUUUCUUAUAAUGUAUUUUAUGUUGUAUGUGUACAUGUAUCCGGAUAACAAGUGUUGCCAAGACCCCAAAGAUGUUAAGUGGUAAAAUUAAAAAAAUAUUUUUAUUUAUUUAUCAAGGAUAAUAAUUAAAAUGUAGGUUUCUUUUAUAUUAUUUUAUAAACAUCAUCAUUAUUUUUCUUUUCAAUAUCCCAAAACUGUAAUGAGUAGACUAAUACUGUUACAGUACUAUUAUACAAUAGUAUUAUGUGAUGAUUCUCUUUCUUUUACUGUAAUCUACUCAAAAUUUAUUAUCUAGAAAUUUAAUAAAAAAAAAGUUUCUUGACAUUAAUUUGAAUAAAACCCUUUUUAAUUUUUUUUUUUUUAACUAGAUUAUAAUAGUGUUUUAGAAGUUACCACAAAAAACUCAAAGCAAAAUACAUUUAUAUAUGCUUGUUUUGUGAAAUUAGGAAAAACAAUCUUACAGAUCAUUGUAAAUAUAUAUAUUAGAGUAUUAAAUACAUUUACUAAUAUAUAUAUCCUACACAAUUAUUGUGCAAACUAUAUCUUGUAAUGUAUAGAACCCUAGGUUUAUAUAAAAAUAAUUACACAUCUAUGUAUUAUGUUACAAAUAUUGUUUUAGUCACUAGGCUAGUAUUUUAUUUAUUAUGCCAUUUUAAACUAUUUAUACGAUUCUAUAAAAUAUAAAUUAUAAUUAUGCGCUAUGUUUUCAUUCUAAUUAGCUUAAAAAGUUAAAUUAAUUGGUGAUACUGGUUAGUAAUAAAAUUAAAGAAACCGCAUUCGUUAAUUGUAUAUUAAUUACCAUCACAAUAUAAGUAAUAAUCAUCAAUUUUAUUUUUGAAAUUUGUUUAGUUCUAAAUAAUUGUUUCCGGUUCCACAGUCUAGUGGGUCUGAUUAAUAAUAUUCACCAUAAAAAUGAACUAUAAAAAAAAUAGAAAUUGUUAAUCUCAUUUUUCAUUUAUAUGAUUUCUUCUUCCUUAUUAUUAUAUAAAUUAAUUUUUCUUAAAAUAAAAGUAAAUAAAAAUAUUUUUGUAUCGUUUAACCAAUUGAUAUUCCCGGUCGUGUUAGUUUUCUCUGUUCCUUGUAAUAAUCCAUCUUCAAUUGUAUUCAAGUUUUAGGUACUAUAAGAACCUAUUAUAUAAUACUGUUUUGUUAUGUUCAAAAGAAAAUAUUUUCAUCAAAUCGUAAUCCAACUUUUUAUAAACGUAUAUUCAACCAUAGUUCUUCAACUAUUGUAAAAUUAACUAUAUUUACUACAUUAUACUCUCCUGAUAGUUCUAUAAGAACAUAUUAUUAACUUAUAAUAACUUACUAGCUUUGCUAAUGAUAUAAUAUUAUAUAUUAUUAUUAUUAUUAUUAUCAUUAUAUCGUUAUUUUCUAAGUAUGACAAUAUAUUUAAUUACUACUAUAUUAUCAUAUUUUAUAAAUAAUUUAACUUAAUAUGUGAUCCAUCCUUUUAUCCUAAUUAUUUAUUUUUAUUUUGUAUUCUAUUUUACUAGACAAAACUUAAUAAUUGUCUUAAUAAAAAUUCUCACUGAAUAUAUUAUAUAUAAACAAUACAUUUAUAAAUGUGACUAUUAGUAAUUAUUUAUUGUUAAUUUACAUUAUUUUAUACCUCUUUUUUUUAUUUAUCUUUAUUUUAUUUAUUUCCAUGUAAUAAUAAUAUAAUAAUCGACAGUUAAAAUUUAUUUUUAUUGAAUGUCUUAAACUUUAAAACAGUGGUUGAAAUGUAUGCAAAUUGAUAACUAUAUUCAAUAUGUGUCUAUGUUAUCAUUGACACUACAGUAUAAUAUUAUGAUAUAUUAAUGGAUAGAUAUCUAUUGUAUGUUUUAGCAAAGUCUACUUUUCUCAACUUAUUUUAUAUUUAAUCAACAUCCUAAAAAAAAAAAAAAACUUAAUUGUUUACAGAGAAUACUCAUUUUCAAAUAAAAAGUUCUACCAUUUUUUUCUUUACUUAUCUAAAAUGUUAGAACUGUUGUAUCCCCUUGUAAUUGAUUUCACUCUUUAUUUUCUAAUGCUACUAUAGUGUUAACAUUUAAGCAUUUUUUUAUUUCUAAAAAUAUAUUCAAACGUAUUUUCAUUCAAAAAAUUAAUUUAAAGGUAAAUUUUUUUAUUGUUCAUUCAUGAUGGAUACAACGGAAGUUAUUGAACAAAUUCUAUAGAAAUGUUCUCUUGUUCUAUCUAAUUUUUCUAAUUAUUUUAAAGAAAAAUUUAGGACCAUUAGAGUUUCAACACCAGAGUUAACAAAUUAAAGAGUUUAUUUUAUGAAUUUAAGAUCAACAUUUGUCUUUUACUAACAAAUUAUAAUAUUAUUAAAUAUAUUUUUGUCUAAAUGUUAAUGAUCAGAUUUGUCUUUAUUUAGGUAGGUACUUAGACACCAAAUAUUCAUUGUUGCUAACAUGUAUGUUUCUGGUAAUUUUUCAACUAUCUGUUUCAAUACCUGGAAAUCACUGAAAAAUGAUAAGUCUUGUUUUAUCAUACUCUCCAUAAAGUUUGUUGAUGAUUAGGUAGGAAUGGUAGGAUUUAAAAGCCAAAAAUUCUUCUUUGUUCGAAUAGAACUUCAUGAUUACUUUAGUAUGAGCAAUUUUAUCCUAGUUUGAAAUUAAAUCAACAUUAUGUUAUAACUUUUUAUUAACUUUUAAAAUAAUAUAAUUUCCGUAAUUUAAUUCUUAGCCUUUAGUGUAAUUAAAAACUGCUAUGUUAAAUUCCACAAUUUCUUAAUUUAUAUUUCUUUUUGUUCAUUGAAUUUCGAAUAGUAAUAUUAACCUAUAUUAUGUUAUAUUUAAUAUGUAUUGACGUAUUGUUUAGAUAUUUAUUUAUUCAUUAUUGGAAUAAGGACUGAUAUCAGUAUAAUACUGUUUAAGAGAAUUAAUAAAAUUUGUUGAGAAAAGUACCCAAAACAAAACUAAAUUACGCUUGAAUUUACAAAAAUAUACAACGGGUAUCUACUUAAUAUUAAUUGUAUUAUAUUUUAUUCAUUGUAUAAUUAACUAAUAUAGGUGAUAUAACAAUAAAAACUUGUUAUUAUUUAUUUGUGUCAUGUUAAUCUUUAUGUUUGGUAGAUAUAAUAAAGGCGGUAAAUAUA